Messenger RNA from Bradysia coprophila, 1542 nucleotides. RefSeq names its product phospholipid scramblase 2-like. The record is from RefSeq and is a predicted model, not a curated record. Gene Ontology annotation, cellular component: plasma membrane. Gene Ontology annotation, molecular function: phospholipid scramblase activity. NCBI's taxonomy places the organism in Eukaryota, Metazoa, Arthropoda, Insecta, Diptera, Sciaridae. Gene Ontology annotation, biological process: plasma membrane phospholipid scrambling.
AUCGAACUACCAAAAUAUAACGUGUGACAUCAUAACAACAUUUAUGUGUUCGUACGCACACCGCGAUUGACGUAAUUUGGGCGAUCAUAAAAUUUUUCGGCCUCUGUGUUACAUGUGAUAAUAAAAAAGAAAUUACCAGCAAAUACAUCAGCUAAAAUACAUUGCAAUGGACAAUAAGCAAAUGCAGCCGCAGCCUGGCGGAUAUACUCCGUAUGGUUUUAAUCCAGGGACGAAUGCAUAUACACCGAAUUUUCCACCAGCCGGAGGCUAUCCACCGCCUAAUCCGAAUGCUUCACUUUAUCCGCAACCGCAACCGGGUGGCUAUAGCCCUCAUCAAAGUGGUGAUCACGGCUAUCAACCGCCACAACAACCACCAUCAUAUGUUCCACCUGGUUAUCCUCCACCACAGACACAGGGACCAAUGGCCUAUGGAGGAGGCUUCGGCCAUCCAGGACAGCAGCCUGGACAACCAAUUGUUUCUCAACCACAAAUGGGCGAUGGUGGUUGGAUGAGUAUUCCGCACGGCAUCCCCAAUUGUCCACCGGGCCUGGAAUAUCUUACUACUAUUGAUCAAUUGCUUGUCAAGCAAAAAGUCGAACUGCUCGAAGCAUUUACUGGUUUUGAAACCAAUAACAAAUUUACAAUAAAAAAUAGUUUGGGACAGAAAGUUUAUUGGGCUGUCGAAGAAAAUGAUUGCUGCACUCGAAAUUGUUGUGGUCCAGCACGUCCAUUCGAAAUGAAAGUUAUGGACACGUACAAAAAUACCGUUAUCAGUUUAAACAGACCGCUGGCUUGCGAUAAAUGUUGCUUCCCGUGUUGCCUGCAAACGAUGGAAGUGUCUGCACCACCGGGAAGCCACAUUGGUACGAUUGAACAAGAAUGGUCGAUAUGCAGUCCGUCGUUUCGGAUUAAGAAUGCUGCUGGUGAAGUUGUGCUACGUAUUGAAGGACCAUUCUGUACGUUUUCAUGUGCGAAUUGAAUUGAAUUUAAGAUCGUCACACUAAAUGGUGAUCAAGUGGGAAAAAUUUCCAAACAAUGGAGUGGACUGGUGAGAGAAAUGUUCACCGAUGCUGAUUUCUUUGGCAUCACUUUUCCGAUGGAUUUAGAUGUUAACAUGAAAGCUACCAUGCUUGGAGCAUGUUUCUUAAUCGAUGCCAUGUUCUUCGAGAAAUCUGGAAACCAGGAAAACGACAGACCAGGAAUGUUCUAAAAAUUUAUUUUUAAUCGGCGCCAAAUAUUCAUUCUUUAUAUUUACACUUACGAAUUGAGCUUUCAAGAAAGCCGAAGUUGAAACAACAAUAACCUAUAUGUCUUAUAUGAGUACCUCCAUGUCUUUGUAAAACGUAAGAAGUAGUCUAUUUAUAGUCAAAUAUGGGUUCGUUGUUGGUGGUCAAGUAGUGUGUCUGUGUUCAUUAUUUUUUUAUUCUUUUUUUUUGUUCGUUACAAAGUAUGAUUAGGAACACAAAAUAUUUACAUUUAAAAUGCAAUUUUGGGAUUGUUUUGUGAUGGAGUGUUCUCUUUGAAUUAAAUAAGUAAAGUCGA